This is a messenger RNA of Ornithorhynchus anatinus (platypus), 198 nucleotides long. It is a transcript of the gene MYMX, whose product is annotated as myomixer, myoblast fusion factor. The transcript has a single exon. The record is from RefSeq and is a predicted model, not a curated record. The coding region runs from base 1 to 198 and encodes 65 amino acids. Lineage: Eukaryota; Metazoa; Chordata; Mammalia; Monotremata; Ornithorhynchidae. Gene Ontology annotation, biological process: myoblast fusion; skeletal muscle organ development. Gene Ontology annotation, cellular component: endoplasmic reticulum membrane; Golgi membrane; plasma membrane.
AUGCCAGCCCCACUGCUCCCGCUGCUGCUGCGCACCCUGUUGUCCCGCCUUCUGCUGCCCGCCGCCCGCCUCGCCCGCCAGCACCUCCUGCCCCUGGUCCACCGCCUCGCCCGCCGCCUGAGGUCCGAGGACACCCGCCGGGCGCUGCUGAGCUGCCUGCUCUUCGCCCUCAACCUGCGCCGCCCCCCAGACGCUUAG